AUGUUGCUCGCCGAUGUCUUAGUUUGUUUUCUCUCAUUAUUUAUUGGUGUUCCUGCUAACGACACAAAAUCUUGUGCUGUUUCAGGGUUCACUUCAUUACUCAAGUGCUCCUCAUGUUCAGAGUUGAAGAAGUUCAAAUUAGAAAAGAUUGAAACAUCUUGUUUUCAGUGUUGUGAAGAUGAAAAUGUAUCUGGAACUUCUAAGAACUAUGCUUGCAUUCAUUGA
Messenger RNA from Schistosoma intercalatum, 225 nucleotides. The record is from the annotation of a GenBank genome assembly. NCBI's taxonomy places the organism in Eukaryota, Metazoa, Platyhelminthes, Trematoda, Strigeidida, Schistosomatidae.